AAUGAAAUACCAAGAAAUAGAUGCUUCAUUAUGUACACUAGAGUUAUUAUAUUUCUGAUAUUAAUGAAAAAACUAUCAGCAAUAUUUACUGGUUUCCAUCUAGGUGAUUUUCCUCCUGCAGACUUUUCUAAAACUGUAAAACUAUCAUCACAAAGUAAUUCUUUUGUUGAAGUAAAACAUUUUUUUGGUAAAAUUCCAUUUCAUGUUCAAGUUUAUGCUAUAGCAAAUGAUGGAAAUAACAAAGGAUUUAAAUUUGAUGGAACGGGUGCCUGUCAAAGUGAUGUUAAAGAUAACAAUGCUUAUGGUGGAGUUAUUUUUGCUUAUGAUAACACUACCGUUAGAGUAUGGGUACCAACAAGAUCAAGUAGCUCUAAAGUAGGUUCUGUUAUUUUUGUUGGAGGUAGUUGGGGAGGAAAUAGUUUUUUUCAGGAUUCUGUUGAUGCAGAAGUUACUAUUGAAGCUUGGAAAGACGGACCUGCACCAUCUUUUGAAGUUAUAACUGAAGUUGAUGCUGGUUUAGAAAAAAAUACUAAUAUUAUAGAUCACGAUUUAAAUCAAUUGCCAGAAAUUGUUAGUGUUAGAAUUUUUUCUGGAGUCAACCCUGAAAAUUCAUAUAUAUUUCAUGCCACAGGAGUAACUCAAACAUCAAGUAAUCGAGAGUAUGGUGGAGUUAUAUUUGCCUAUAAUGAAAAAAAAGUUGUUUUGUGGCCACCAAACAAGUCUAAAACUGGUUGUACUCUGUUAAAUAAAAAGUGGGGCAAUGGAAAAUAUUAUACAGAAAUGUAUUCAAAAACAUGUACAGUUCAUAUUCGUUUAUGGAUUAACUCUUUUCCUCCACCUAUUUUUCAAACAACCUGGAAGUCUAUUGAUGUCAGAAAUUUGUCUACACAAUUUCUUGAAAUAAAGCACAAUCUAAAGAUGUAUCCUUCUUAUGUUAAACUGCAAUAUCGAUCAGUAAACAAGCCCUAUAGUUUAGUUUUUGAGGGUAUAGGUUCUGUGCAAUCCUCAGUUAAUAAUUUAAGACAUGGUGGUCUAGUUUUUGCUUAUGAUAAAGUUAGUGUACGAAUUUGGUUACCUAGUAGUAAUAAUUCACAUCAGUCAAAACAGUUAUUAUUUGCCAUUUUUGUAGGAGAUGGAUGGGGGAAUAGUGAUGAGAAUAUUACUGAAAUUCUAGCAGAAUUUCGUAUACAAAUAUUUCUCAAUCGAUGCUUAGAGUCUGAAAAAGUAGUUGAUUCGCAAGGCAAUUGUAGAGAUGUUAAUGAAAUUGUAAUUAAUCAAGAUAUGUCCCCAUGGAGUAAAUGCUCAAAUCCGUGUGGAAAAGGGUUUAAACAAAGAAAUGUUACUGGUUGCACUGGACAGAGCUUACAAACAAUGUUAGAUUGUAAAUUUGAAAAUGAUUUUUGUAAUUUUUUAACAACUUCAUGGAAACGUAGUAUGGGUCAAAACGAAAUGAACGAUGAAAAUAAACACCUUAAAAUUCCUUUGCAAGGUCUUAAAAAAGAUGGCUUCUUUGUUUAUUCAACUGAAGGUGUAUUAACAAGUCCUGAGUUGAAAGAUGCUACAGGAUGUAUCUUAUUGUUUAAGUAUUCAACUGGAAAAUAUUUUGGCAAUAUUCAAAUUGAUGUUUUAAAUACUUUUAAUGUGUGGAAAACAGAUGUUUGGUCAAUGAAUGAUGCUGAAUCUUUUAAUCCAAAUGUUUGGUUAACAGGAUAUCUUAACAUUGGUUAUAUUCUUCAUCAUAUUAAAAGAUUUCGGUUUGUGCAUAGAAAGCAAAAAAACACUAUAAAUGAUCCAGUAUCUGUUACUGAUAUAGUAUUAAAAUGUAUAAAACCAGAUGAAUUUAAGAUGACAGCAGAAGCAUGCAAAGAAAAAGAAGAAACACUUCCAUCUUGCUUUAUUGAUGUUUUUAAUCCAUUUUUAAAAGGUUCUGCAUGGUCAGUAUCUAUACCAUUAAAUGACAUUAAAAAUGAAUUAGGUCCCUAUGUUACAUCAAAUGGUGUGUACAAUGACUUGAUUGCUAUAUAUAAAGUACAAGUUAUAAAGGCUGGGUUGUAUAACUUAUGGAUUGAGACUUUUGCAAUGAGUAACAACACCAAUAGUGUAAUUGUUAAAAUUAAUGAAGAUGUAACGGUUGCAGAUACUCCUUUUAAUAAAAGGACUGGCAUGUGGCUACCUAUUAACAAGGUUUUUCAUCUUCGGGCUGGUAGCUAUAUGAUAAUGCUGCUUCAAAAAGAAAAGUAUUUUUCAUUCAAAAGUAUGAUGCUAAAUCCUAAAGACAUUGUUGUUUGGAGUGAACUGGGAAUGCAAAGUCGUCAUAUACCUGAUAGCAAUAUUCACUCAACAAGUUCAGCUGAUAGCUAUUUGGCUUAUUCACGCUUGAAUGGAAGGGCUAGUUGGAUGACAAUUGACACUUCUAUUGAGCUAAUAUAUCUUGAAAUACAACUGCCUGACAUUGCUUUGAUUAACAAGAUUGCUACACAAGGUGGAACAUGGUUAGAUACAGCUCGACCUAAUUUUUAUUGCUAUAUAAAAAGGUAUAAAAUUAAGUAUUCUUUGGAUGGUCAUAACUUUGCUUUCUACAGAAAUUUAACUACAAAAGAAACAGUUGUUGUCGAGGGCAAUAAUAAUCUUUCAAACUUGAUUGUUGAGCAUAUUUUUGAUUUUGUACUUGUUGCUAAAUCAAUUCGUGUAUAUCCUUCAAAUACUACAAGAGAUCAAUUUAUUUGUUUACGUACUGAGUUGUAUGGUUAUUACAAAACAAAUGGCACUUGUCCAAUAAUAAUAUCAAAACCAAGACAAGAAGUAUGUCAAGGAAGUGGAGAGUGUGAAAAUAUUAAUUCUAGAUGUCAAAUUGAUCCAUCUAAUAAUCAAUCAGUUUGUUUAUGCAAUGAAGGUUUUCAUGGUAAUUUAUGUCAGUUUGUUGGUUGUUCUUCAAACCCUUGUCUCAAUGGAGGAGUAUGUAAUGAGAAUAGUAAAAGUAUAAUUUGCAUCUGCUUACCAGGAUUUCAUGGAGUAUACUGCCAAGCUGUUUGUCCAAAAGGAAAAUAUGGAGUAAACUGUGGUUCAUCUUGCAAUUGUCCUGAGAAUGAGUAUUGCAAUCCUGUUAAUGGCAGUUGUCUAUGUGAGCCUGGUUUCCAUGGUAAUGAUUGCAAUGAAAAGUGCCUUAAAAACAGCUUUGGUCAAAACUGUUUAUAUAGUUGUAAUUGUAGUGAAAGUAUGCUGUGUGACCAUAUAAAUGGGGAAUGCUUUUGCAAAGAAGGUUGGAUGGGCAAUCAAUGUUCUUUAUCUUGUGAAAAUGGAUAUUUUGGCAGAAAUUGUAGUCAAAAAUGUAACUGUAGGAAUGGUGGUACUUGCAAUACAAUAAAUGGAGUUUGUACUUGCACCCCUGGGUAUUAUGGACCAUAUUGUGAACAUACUUGCCCUUCAAAUAAAUGGGGUGAAAACUGCUCUGAAUAUUGUCUACCAAUAAAAAACUCAAUUUGUGAUCAUAUUACAGGUCAAUACACAUGUUUUCCUGGAUUAACAGGCUCAUUUUGUGAUAUAGAAUGUGCUGAGGGAAAGUUUGGAAAUAAUUGCAUGCAGUUGUGUGAUUGUGAUAAAAAUACUGAAAAAUGUGACAAGCGUACAGGAGAAUGUAUAUGUAAAUUAGGAUAUAAAGGAGAAAGAUGUGAAGAAUCAUGUGAAAAUUACUUACCAAUGUCAUGGGGUUACCAGUGCCGUAAUCUUUGCAAUUGUAAAAAUGCUGUUUCUUGUGAUGCAGUUAAUGGAAAAUGCAUUUGUAUCGAUGGCUUUAGUGGAACAAACUGUGAUGAACAAUGUAAUGAGGGAUAUUAUGGAAAAAAUUGCAGCUUAAGAUGUAAUUGUGAAAAGAAGAAUACAGAAGUUUGUGAAACAGUUGGUGGAUACUGCAAAUGUCACCCAGGGUACACUGGUGUGUCAUGCAAUGAAACUUGCAAAGAAGGAUAUUGGGGUAAAAACUGUUAUGAAUCUUGCCAUUGCUAUAACAAUGCUAAAUGUGAUCAUGAAGAUGGUUUCUGUUACUGUGCUCCUGGUUAUCAUGGCAGUUAUUGUGAAAUACCAUGUAGCAAAGGAAUGUAUGGUGUGGAUUGCAAGCAAAAGUGUCAAUGUAAAAAUAACGGAGAUUGCAAUAAUGUUGAUGGUCACUGUUCCUGUACUCCAGGAUUUGCUGGUAAGUUUUGUGAGUCUAAAUGCGCACAAGGAAAAUAUGGAAAGAAUUGUUCAAGUAACUGCAGAUGUGUAGCCUCAAAUACACAAGAGUGUGAUAGUGUUGAUGGUUUUUGCUAUUGUAAAAAUGGCUUUAUAGGAAUUAAAUGCGAAAAGGAAUGUGAUAAUGGAUUUCUUGGCAAUAAAUGCAAUGAUGUUUGUCCUGUUUGUUACUAUAAUAACAAUACUGCUUGUGAUAAACGUUAUAGCAAUUGCUCUUGCCCUAACUUAUUCACAAGUAAAGAUUGUUUAGAAUACUGUGAUUGGUCACAUUUUGGUUAUAUGUGUAAGCAAGAAUGUAAUUGUAAGAUAAAUGAAAUAUGCAACAACGUUAACGGCCAAUGUUAUAAAUCUGAUUUAUAUCUUGUAACAAUCAAACUCCGGGCACCUUCUCAACUUUUCUUAGAAAUUAGUUUACAGAGAGAAAUACAGAGAAAUUUUGAAAAAUUGAUGUACUAUUGCUUUGAGCGGUUAGAAAAACUUUUGCUAAACACGUCAACUUUAAAUUCUCCUUCAAUAAACAUUUCUCAUAUAUCUACUUGCUCCAGUGUUGGAGGUGAUCAAAUGUUUGAUAGUGUAAAUACUGAAAACAGUUCUUUAUAUGUAAUGAGGAUCUACAGUGUUUUUGCUAUGUUUAUUGAAAGUGAAGAAAUAACAGGACUUACUUUUACUCUUUUAAAAAAGACUCAACCUGUCAAUGCAUCAUUUAUUUUAGAUGUAAUUUCUUUCAUAGGAAUAAAUGCAUUCUCAGCAGUACUUAACUUUGAAUAUUACGUAGGAGAGGCGUCUUUAAAAAGGCAAGAAGAACUUUGGUAUACUAAAACUGUGUAUCUGGCUUCAGUCAUUUUAAGUGUGUUCACAGCUAUACUUUUUUUUUUUGGAAUCAUAAUACUUUAUCGACGAAAAGUUCAAUCUUCUCCCUUUGAAAAAGUUAGGCGUGAAUCAAAUGAUAUUGAACUAAAAUCAUGUCUCGUUAAUGGAAAAGGACAUGCUUAUUCUUUUGAAAAUCCUUAUUAUGACGUCAUAGCUGCAAUGGGGCUUGAUGACGAAAUUGAAGAAGAUUAUUACAAUCCACUUUAUAUGCUUGACAUACCGCUUGACAGUGACAAUGAACUGGACGACAUGUAUUACGUUGGUCAUAAAAGCGAAAGAAGUCCGUUUCUGUAUGACAAAGAUAGCGGAAUUUCUAAUGCAGUGCUAUAGUUUUUUGUUUUUUACAUUUUAUAUAUUUUAGUAUUAUUAUAUUAAUUUUUCUUUUUUUAUAUAUCAGAUCCUAAAGUUAUCAAAUAUCUUAUUUAUCUUCUAUUUUAUUAUUUAUUUUAAACUGCGACCUUGUCAUAUUUAUUCUUUAUUUAUACAUAUGUUUAUAUUUGAAAUUAUUAUGCUUUGUAGAAUAUUAAGCUAUUUAUAAGCUUUUUCUUUUUUCCCUAAAUUUUUUAUAGGGAUUUAAUGUGAAAAGUAAGAAUGUGUACAUUUUUUUACAUUAGUUAAGAUUUAGUUUGUUUUUUUAAAUUUAUAACAUUUAAAAAAAUUUAAUGGCUUAUAAUAUUGCUGAUGUUGUAUUGAUAGAAAACUUUAUAUAAAUUGUUUAUAUUCUUUAAUAUGUUUAUGGGGCUGACGAUGCCGAGGUGUUGGCGGCUUAAAUAUUCUAUUUUUAACAUUUUUGAAUAACU
Hydra vulgaris (swiftwater hydra) is the source of this 5897-nucleotide messenger RNA. RefSeq lists its product as uncharacterized. NCBI's taxonomy places the organism in Eukaryota, Metazoa, Cnidaria, Hydrozoa, Anthoathecata, Hydridae. Gene Ontology annotation, molecular function: scavenger receptor activity. The record is from RefSeq and is a predicted model, not a curated record.